UAUUGUGUGAUUAUUCUUCUUUUUUAUGGAAAAAUUUAUACAUAUUCAGUAUUUGACUUCUUACUGUUGAUCAAUUGAUUUGUUUGAUCAUAAAAACUAGCUAACCAUUCCUAAUUACAGUUUGAUCUACCAACUUUGUUAUGUAAGUAAUUCAUUAAUUUAUUUUCCAUUGCAAUAUUACAUAUGAAGCUUGAUUUGAUAAACGACAAAGCCUCACUAGUUGUUCAGUCUCGCUAGUUAACAUAUCCAUUGAUGAGGCUCUUUGCACGAAAUUAUUAGUUGUUUGAAUCAAUUCAAAUAGCAUAAAAUAAUUUGUGUUCGGUUGCAAUAAAUCAAGCUUCAUUACAAUGGUAAUUAAAGAGUGUGAUUUGUUUUCCGUCCAAGUUGAAGUUAUUUGUCCUCAUUGCAACUACGAAAAAGUUGUUUUCUGAUUUAUGCGCACAUUGUUUCUAUUUUUUCCUCAGAUUUUAUGAGAUCACUACCUUAAUUCGCACUAUGGCGGAACCUGAAGGCGCCGCUGCCGCUGCAGCGGUAGCAGCUAUUGACGGGAAUGCUGCGGCACUGUUGCCGCACAACCCACGUGCUCGGAAACUGCGCUCGGCAGUGUGGAACGACUUCACAAAGGAGCGGCGCGCUGAUGGGAGCUUUGUCGCGGUGUGUCACCACUGCAAGAGGCAGCUGACAGCAAGCAGCCGCAGUGGUACCACCCACCUCAAGAACCACCUUGCCACCUGCCUCUCCACAAAACGCGUGUCCAAACGCAGGAAGCUUCUCGUCCGCCGCCUCCUCCUCAAACCCCAAAAUGCUGCCACCGCUGCCAACGACGUGGCAUCCCACCCACACUUCGAUCAGGAAGUCAGCCGACAGGACCUUGCCCGCAUGAUCGUCCAGCACGGCUACCGCUUUUCCAUAGUCGACGAUGUCGGGUUCCGGGCCUUUGUCCGCAACCUCCAACCCAAUUUCAAGAUCACGCCCUACGAGGCUGUUAAAAUCGACUGCAUGCGGAUCUAUGAGAGCGCGAAGCUCCAGCUCCGCGAAGUGUUCGAUAAGAAGCUCCACUGCCGAGUCAGCAUCUCUGUUGACAUGUGGAGGUCAAAGGAAAAUGUCCAACAGUACAUGUCUUUGACUUGCCAUUACAUCGAACACCUUGACAACGAAUGGAAACUCAAAAAGAAGUUCCUCAAUUUCGUACACAUAGAUGCUUCUUCCACCGGGGAAGAUAUUUCUAGAACAAUUUUGGACAAGUUUAGUGAGUGGAGUAUUGAUAAGAAGUUAGUAAGCAUUGUUUUAGACAAUUGUACAGCUAGUGAAUUGGUCGGAAGAGAGCUUCUACGUUCCCUUAGGUCAAAGGGCUUCCUCGUGUUGAACGGCGAUCUAUUACUAGUACGUUCUUGUGCGUGUAUGCUGAAUCUUAUCAUUCAAGAAGGUAUAGAGUUCGCAGCUGAGUUGAUUAAUAGAGUUCGGGCUUGUGUGCACUACGUCAAAUCCUCGGAAGAAAAAUUCAUUAGGUUUCAGAAGGCAGCGGAAACUGAGAAGCCGCUUCUUGUUGAUUCUCCAGACGGCUGGGCUCCUGUGUUCGUGAUGCUCGAAGCUGCCUGCCAUUAUCAAGAAGCCUUUACUCGCUUGGCCGAAUGGGAUCCGGAGUAUCAGGAUUUUCUCUCUUCGAACGAUUGGGCUGAAGUAAAAGCGCUUACAGAAUGUCUCGACAUCCUUUAUCACACGAUGGAGAAGCUCUCGGGCACGGAAAAGCCAACCUCAAAUCUUUAUUUCAAUGAGAUUUGCGGCAUUCACUUACUUCUAAAGACAUGGUGCGACAGCCGGUAUUCUAUUGUCGCUUCGAUGGCUUCGCACAUGUUUGAGAAAUUCGAGCAGUAUUGGGGUGUGACGAGAAUGGUAAUGGCCUUUGCCUCUAUUUUGGAUCCUCGAUACAAGAUGAAAUCCGUGGAAUACUUCUUUAAGCUAAUCUAUACUGACCCAAAUACAGCCAAGGAGAGGAUUGAGAGUAUCCGUAAGUGUUUUACAAGCCUGUACAAUGAGUAUGCUUUCCAGUUAGCUAGUAAAGAUCAAACCUUCCUGUGCUAUGUCGUGAACAGCGGGGGCAUCAGCAGCUCUAACUAUGCAAAUGGGGCUGCUGAAUCUAAGACCUUUUCUCGCUCCACGCUAUCGGAUGCGCAAAGGGGACUCGACCAAUAUCUACAAGAGACAUCUUCCGGCCAGACGUUGAAAUCCGACUUGGAUAUGUACUUUGAGGAAGCCGUGUAUCGCCCUAAAGGUCCUUCCGAUAAUUUCGACAUUUUAGCGUGGUGGAAAUCCUUUGCGGCAAAAUAUCCCGUCCUCUCUGCGAUGGCUCGUGAUAUUUUGGCUAUUCCGGUAUCAAUCGUUCCGUUAGAUAAUGAAGCUAGGAUACUCAAUGAGUACCUCAGCCCGAUGGACCCGAUGACCGUCGAAGCCUUGGUGUGUGCUCAAGAUUGGCUAAAAGAAGAAGUUGAAGUUGGACCUGUCGAAAGCCUCGCGAUUGUUCCUGCAGUUGCUGUGUCGGAUGUGGACGUUGACGAGUCUAUAGUACCUGUCAAUGGAGAUGAGUAGCCUUUAGUCGUCGAGAUAGAAAGGGACUGGAACCAGCCGAAAGCAGAUCCCGGAGAGUCGAGACGUGCAACUGCAUUUCCGUCGGGAAUCGGCCCGAAUACGUUUCAAUUUUUUCGGAUAUAGAUAUCUAUACUAACGAUUACUUCUCUUACUAUUAUUUUCUUCGUAGAUGUCGCGGGCGGUGCAUAUUUGAGCUACUAAUGGUGUAUAGAGAAAUCAAAAUUUCUUAUUGGAAAUGCUAAAUGUGGGUGCAAAACUGAUAUAUCUUUCAAUUUUGCCGGCGCAUUCAUAAUGCUUCUCCAAUUAUGCUUCCUAACAUAUUGCUGGAUGUAGUUCUAAUUUCAGAGUUGUGCAGAAAUAAACAAUCAAAAUCCUUAUUUGGCUCA
Ananas comosus (pineapple) is the source of this 2972-nucleotide messenger RNA. Its product is annotated as zinc finger BED domain-containing protein RICESLEEPER 1-like. The transcript has 3 exons. The record is from RefSeq and is a predicted model, not a curated record. Lineage: Eukaryota; Viridiplantae; Streptophyta; Magnoliopsida; Poales; Bromeliaceae. Gene Ontology annotation, molecular function: DNA binding; protein dimerization activity. Bases 496 to 2586 code for a protein of 696 amino acids.